AUGGCUUCUUUUCUGGAUCUUGGUGUUUCUAAAUGGUUAUGUGAUUCUUUGGAGUCUAUGAAAAUUUAUAGACCUUCUCAAAUUCAACAACAUUGUAUACCUGCAAUUUUAAAAGGCCAUGAUUGUAUAGGUGGUGCCAAAACAGGUUCUGGUAAAACAAUAGCAUUUGCAUCUCCAAUUUUAACUAAAUGGUCAGAAGAUCCAUUUGGAGUAUAUGGAUUAGUAUUAACUCCUACUAGAGAAUUAGCAUUACAAAUAGCAGAACAAUUUAGUGCUUUGGGGUCUAAUAUGAAUAUUAAAUGUUGUGUAGUUGUUGGAGGGAAUGAUUUCGUUCAACAAACUAUUGAAUUACAAAAGAAACCUCAUUUCAUAAUUGCUACUCCUGGUAGAUUAGCUGAUCAUAUAAUAAACAGUGGUGAAGAAGUUAUAAAUGGGUUGAAAAGGAUAAAAUUUUUGGUAUUAGAUGAAGCUGAUAGAUUAUUAUCCAAUAGUUUUGCGUCUGAUUUACAAAGAUGUUUUGAUAUAUUGCCUUCAAGUGAUCAAAGACAGACAUUAUUAUUCACAGCGACUAUAACGGACGCAGUUAAGACGUUAAAAGAUAAAUCACAAUCUAAAAAUAAACCACCAAUAUUUAUGUAUGAAGUAGAGACAGUGGAUAAAGUAGCUAUCCCAACAACUUUGAAAAUUAAUUAUGUAUUCAUUCCAUCACACGUUAAAGAAGCUUAUUUAAAUAGUAUUUUAAAUUUAGAAAGUUUUACACAUAAAAUUGCAAUUAUAUUCGUGAAUAGAACAAUAACGGCCGAAGUUUUGAAAAGAACGUUGAGAAAAUUAGAAUUUAGAGUCACUUCUUUACAUUCAGACAUGCCACAACAAGAGAGAAUCAACUCCUUACAUCGUUUCAAAGCUAACUCUGCCAAGAUAUUAAUAGCUACUGAUGUCGCAAGUAGAGGUUUAGAUAUACCUGAAGUUGAACUAGUUAUAAAUUUCGACAUACCUGCUAAUCCAGAUGAUUUUAUUCAUAGAGUAGGUAGAACAGCAAGAGCAGGUAGGAAAGGUACUGCAAUUUCAAUGGUUAGUGAAAAAGAUAUAGAUAGAAUACAUUCAAUUGAGGAAAGAAUAAAUAAACAAAUGGAAUUAUUGGAAGAUAUAAAUGAUGAUAUAGUUAUAAAGGAUUCUUUAGCUAUAACAUCAACUGCCAAAAGAGAAUCCAUGAUGGAAAUGGAUAAGGAAAAUUUUGGUGAACGAAAGAAGAUAAAUAAGGAAAAACAUGGUAAAAUAGUGAAACCAAAGACAACAAAGGCAAAGAAAUCCAAGAAGCGUUAA
Insectozyma verbasci is the source of this 1323-nucleotide messenger RNA. The record is from the annotation of a GenBank genome assembly. Lineage: Eukaryota; Fungi; Ascomycota; Pichiomycetes; Serinales; Debaryomycetaceae.